AUGGCAUCCUCUCAGUCAGUGCUGGUAGCAGGCCUGCUGCCUGGUCUUCUUUCUUCGGCCGUCUCCCCCUCAAGAACAUCUACAUUAGCGGCUUCUUCUAUCCACCAACUCUUCGCCGCACCAUCAAAUUCCACUUUACAAACCCCCCAUGACCAUGAUGGAGGUAACGGGGGAAACAUGCAUGAAUGGUCAUCACUGAUCGGCAUUAUUACAGCUUUAUGCGGCAAUGUUCUGAUCUCAUUAGCCCUCAAUAUCCAACGCUAUGCACAUAUUCGGAUCGCAAGAGAAUGGGAACAGAACAAGAAUCGGAACGGGGAAUUUAGAACUAAUGGAACACGCUCCGAGUCGAGGGGAAGAUCCCGGGACCAAUACCGAAACUCUGAGCAGGAUGAUUUCGAACCCUAUCGUGACGAUGAUGGCGACUACACUGAGAGGGGGAACAGUGGUUCGAGCUCGCGGAACAAUAGCACCGGAAGCAAGGAUGGUGCAAACGGCAACCGCGAAUCCUACCUCAAGUCUCCAUAUUGGUGGGUUGGAAUCGUGCUUAUGGUUGUGGGGGAACUGGGCAAUUUUAUGGCCUACGGCUUUGCACCUGCGUCGAUUGUCUCGCCGCUGGGAGUUGUGGCUUUGAUAUCGAAUUGCAUUAUUGCGCCAUGCUUGCUCAAGGAGCAAUUUCGCAAGCGAGAUCUCUGGGGUGUGCUCGUCGCUAUUGCUGGUGCGGUCGUUGUGGUUCUUAGUGCUAAAUCGUCCGAAGAACAAAUUGGACCCCACGAAAUUUGGGUGAACAUCACGCGAUGGGAAUUUGAGCUUUAUCUCGUAUUGACUACAUCCUUGAUUGUCGGCCUCAUGUGGGCAAGUCGCCGGUAUGGCUCGCGAUCGAUCCUUAUCGAUGUUGGGCUCGUUGCAUUAUUUGGCGGGUACACGGCUCUUUCUACCAAGGGUGUCUCUUCGCUCCUGUCUGGCACAUUGUGGCAUGUUAUUACAUUCCCUAUCACCUAUCUGCUUGUCUUCGUCCUUGUCUUCAGCGCAUUGAUGCAAGUCCGUUACAUCAAUCGCGCUCUACAACGCUUCGAUUCCACCCAGGUGAUUCCAACGCAGUUUGUUCUCUUCACUCUCGCUGUCAUUACCGGAAGCGCGGUCCUUUACCGUGAUUUUGAAUCGAUAACAGCCGAGCGCGCGACCAAGUUUGUCGGCGGAUGUCUGUUGACUUUCCUCGGGGUUUACUUCAUCACGAGCGGCAGAGUCCGCGCUGACGAUGAGUCGGCAUUCUCAUCCGACGAGGAGGAAGGGUCCAUUGGUUUACUCGAUGGCGAAAGAUAUCAUGAUAGAAUUGAUCUGCCUCCGCCUGGCCAUCAAUUGCCGAAACCGUCAGAUGUUUCCACAGAAGCACCAUAUGACGUUCCACAGUCCCCAAGGUCUAUAUUGAGCCAAGGCACUGAUGGAGUUGAUGGCGAUGAUGAGUCUACCCCUAGAGGCAUUCUUUCCAUCGCGCCCUCUUCACCUCGCGGAUCUUUAACCGACGCGUCUCCUCUGUCUGCUCCAUUUGACUACACCUCACCAUUGCGGCCACCAUCUCGCAUGUCCAACCCAUGGGCAGACAUCCAUGAUGAGGCUGUCGCGACCCCGCAGUCUGAUAUCCGCCCCGUUACUCCUCCUGGACAGGAAACCGAGGAAGCGCAAGCGUCAACAGUUCUCUUGCAGUUCCCUCCUGCACCUGGUCUUGAAGAGGCAGCGGGGCCCAAUGGACAUGACGGUACCGUACGACGCGCUUCAUCCCCCACGCUUUUAAAUCAAGCCAGCCACCCUAUUCGCAAUGGGACUCCGCUUGAAACACCAUCGCGGCGCGCUUUGCGUAGCUCUUUAUCUCAUCGUUUCUCCCCUGGGCCUCUUCUUCCCGCACUUUCCGGUGGCUUCACUGCAGUGGUCGCUGAUUCUAUCCGGCGUGGCGAUGGUAGCCCUCUCAAGGAUCGGCCGAGGCGGAGAUUGGGACGUCGGCGUCAACUCGACGGCGCUUUUGCAGAUUCAUCCGCUUUCGCAGAUCCAACCCUCGUCGAAGGACAUAAUGACACGGCACUUUCACUUGCAACUGCUCGACUCCAGUCCGCCACUAACCCAGCGGACACACCCGCGGAGGCUGGUCGUUCGAAGUCAGCUUUCCCGACAGAAAUAAACAACUCACCCUCACAGCUCACUAACGAAGAUGCGACCCGUCUUCGCAGCUUGAGUGACUCGUGGAGUGGUGGGCUCGCGUGGCUGGGCGGUGCUCUCCGCAAAACCCAGAACACCAAAACUGCCGACGGUGUUGCUGCUACAGGAGCGACACCAGAUCAUGGGACACAGCCGGAGCGAAGCCCCAAUACCGGUUAUUUUGACGAUAUGGAAGCUCGGCGAUAA
Molecule: messenger RNA, 2394 nt
Organism: Penicillium vulpinum
Lineage: Eukaryota; Fungi; Ascomycota; Eurotiomycetes; Eurotiales; Aspergillaceae
Product: DUF803 domain membrane protein
Exons: 2
Coding region: 1-2394 (797 amino acids)
Biological process (GO): magnesium ion transport
Cellular component (GO): membrane
Molecular function (GO): magnesium ion transmembrane transporter activity
Source: RefSeq, a predicted model, not a curated record